Messenger RNA from Silurus meridionalis, 2058 nucleotides. RefSeq names its product UBX domain protein 11 (gene ubxn11). NCBI's taxonomy places the organism in Eukaryota, Metazoa, Chordata, Actinopteri, Siluriformes, Siluridae. Gene Ontology annotation, molecular function: ubiquitin binding. The record is from RefSeq and is a predicted model, not a curated record. Gene Ontology annotation, biological process: proteasome-mediated ubiquitin-dependent protein catabolic process.
CGCGGCUCGAUCCUGCCCCCUGCAGGACACACGUGGGAACGGCAGAUAUAAUCACGUAACUAAUGACAACAGAAUUCAAACACACGUCACAACUCUGCCUCCGGAUCAGGGAUGAAUUACGGAGUAAAUAAGUAAAUAAAUCAGUAAGGAAAUCAGGACGUAUGACUUCGACAAUCUCCAACGUGAGAAGGGGAAGGCGAGCUCCUUUACCCCAUAUUCACAGUAUUAGAGAUGAAAGAGAAGACUCGAGGAGGAGCGACGACGCAGCGUAUGAAGCGUCUCUGAUUGGAGACCUCUUCCCCAUGAGACAGACGGUGUCAGAGGUCACAGACGGCCCCAAUACUCCCCGGUCAAAGGUCAUGCAUAGGAGAAGUUCAAAAGGAGUGUCUCCACCCACUGAUUUUGAGCUGAUGUCCAGCAUGAUGCAGAAACUUAAUCAGUUAGAGAAGAAAGUGGCACUACAGGCUUUGGACAUCAACAAGAAGCAGAAACAAACGUCUCGGAAAUUCUUCUGCAGUUUAUUUAUUUGUUUAUUUGUUAACAGAGUAAAAAUCGCAGUUCUGGAGGAGAAACUGAAUCUACUGCACGAGCGUACAGAGAGAGAAAGAGAGAAGCAGGAAGUGGACAGGAAGUGCUGCAGGCUGCAGAAGCAGGUUUUUGAGAUGGAGAAGUUUUUGAAUGAUUACGGGAUGAUCUGGGUGGGAGACAAUCAGAACGAGGCCGAUGACGAGGAUGAGGAUGAAGCCAAAAUCCAACCAACAUUAAAUCAACCAGAAGCAUUCUCCCUGAACUAUGACCUGGUGCUGCAGAACAUUCGGAAUCUGAACCUUCUGGCAGCAGAAGGAGGAACUCGCAUCACCUUAGUUCCUGGAGGAGCCAAGCUCAUGCAGAGGCCUGCUGUAGAUCUGCAGCUUUACACCAAUGGCAUGGUGAUGUCCAACGAGCCCUUCAGAUCCUACACAGAACCUCAAACACAGAAAUUCCUUCAGGACCUGAUGGAUGGAUUUUUUCCCUCUGAGCUGCAGGACAGGUUUCCUCAUGGUGUCAUCUUUCAGGUAGUUGACCGGCGGAUGGAAAUGUUCAGGGUGGAUUUUCCAGGAAAAGGUCACAUAAUUGGAGGGUCUAAAGAGGAAGUGAUGCGUUACAGAUCAGAAGUGAAGAAAACAGGAUUGAGUUUCAACCCCAACUGUUACCCAGACAGUAAUUUGACAAUACAGCAGUUCCUGAAUAAACUCCCGGAGUGUGUGAUGAAGAGAGGAAACGUGAUCAAUAUUCGCUCAUCACUCAAACACCAUUUGCAGGGUGGUGAUGGUGCUGAGAAUUUUGUAUUGGAUGUAAUUGAAACUCCUGCGCUACAGACAUCACGAUCAACAUCUGAUGUAGUGCCCAAGAUCUCCAACCUGAGAGUGAAAUCUGAGGAUGGAGAGAAAUCCUUUAUUCUAAAAAUUUUCUCUGAGACAAUCGGACAUUUACGCAGUUACCUGGAUGCUCACAGAGGCUGUGGGAAACCACCCUAUGACAUCAUCAGUGCAUUUCCACACCAGUGUUGCCAUAGCGAUGAUACCCAGUCCCUCCUCCAGUGCGGUCUGACUCCCAGCGCCGCCCUGCUGUUGAGGCCUCGUGCAAAAGUGACAUCAUAGAAAUGCUGCACGCUGCUUUGGGAAAACUUCCAUUGCAGAAAUAAAAUUAUACUGGGAAAGGUUUUGAAAUAGAAUCGAAAGUUGUCUUUUUUUUAUUUAAUGUCUGGAUAAAAUUAGGAUUUUUUUGUGUUUAUCAAUUUUAUUUAAAUCCUUGGUCACUAGUUUGCAAUAUUUCCUUUUAAAGUGCUGCUGAAUUCUGAUUGGUCCGAACUGGAAGAGUCGAUUAAUUCUUUAGAACAGCAGCACAGGUGUUAAUGAUCUGAUACCAUAUCGUUUCCAUAGCAACAGCUCUUCCAAAACGCUGCUAUAACAUAAGUGACAGCAGGAACUAACAUGUAGCAAUAAAAGGAUAAAAAUGUGUCCUGUAUUAAUACACUGAUAUGAUGGAAGAAUAAAAAUUUCAGGAUUGUAACAGUAA